Hylaeus anthracinus is the source of this 1302-nucleotide messenger RNA. RefSeq lists its product as uncharacterized. Lineage: Eukaryota; Metazoa; Arthropoda; Insecta; Hymenoptera; Colletidae. The transcript is spliced from 4 exons. Bases 141 to 677 code for a protein of 178 amino acids. The record is from RefSeq and is a predicted model, not a curated record.
UCCUUGCAAAAACUCGUCUUGAUAGAAACAACAUCGAGACUCGGGACAUUACUUUACCUCGAAUUCCAUUUCCAAGAAUCGCGUAUUUACUUGAUUGGCCUCUAGGCCUGCUCGGUCGUACCACGGGGUGGGGAGGAUGAAUGGUGGGUUCUUGGCUUUUCCGAUUUCUGCGAGCCAGUACGCUAAUCACGGUCGAAGCUAACGGUCGCGUUCGACCUUGUUUCGCGAAUUUAAAUUUCUGCGAACUCGUUCGAAGUGCUGUGAUCCUUCUACGAUGCCACAACUGGACAACCACACUGGACGUGUUACGAGGACAGGGCGUGCUGACCAGACCUCAAUGCGUGGUCGAGAAGUACCACCUCUGGAAUCAACGCCAGAUCACUGAACCUAAAGAAACCCUAUCGAGUUCCUGGAGUAGAGGAGUAUUCAAACGAGCGGAUCAAAAGAGCAGUCCGGGAGCGUUAAAAGCAGGAACACAACGAGUGUCAAAAAUCGUGCAAGUCUUGAAAAUACAACGAACGGCUGCCGCAAGGACAUAUCUCUCGCUCCCAAAUCUCCCAGACGGUCCCAGAGAUCCUAAAGCUGGACGUCGAGAUUUCCAUAUCCCCCACGGAAGGUCGUCUCUUGGUGGAAGCUCCAAGUGUCCCGUCAGCGUUCGCCACGGUGAGACGCAUUAGUUUCGAGGACGUCGACUCGAGCUGUUCCCACGUAGGCCAGAGGAGUUCCUCGUAGAUGUAAACCAUCGAGGGACAAGGAACGUCAAGACCGUCGGGUUCGUUUGGGGCGCAGGGUAAAAUUAGGGCCGACAGAAAGUUGAGAAAUGAAAAUCUCGAUCGCGGAAAGUACUGCCGAAGGGCGACGGCACGAGCAAAUGGGAAAACGUAGUAGAAUAUUACGAAAGUUUCUUUUCGCGUACAAAGUCGAGUCUCUUCGGCCCCGCCCGAUCCAGAUUAAGGGGUGCCCGCUGAAAGAACGGCGAUCGUGCUUCAGGAUUUUUCGCACUUCUAAAGACCGUUCGCUACCCCCUUCGUCGUUCAUUUUUCUCUCUGUCCGUCCUCCAAUGGUUUCUCCCUUACGGCUGAAAAGUUUCCCGCGGCCACGAUGGUUUUCCUAUUUGCCGCGGGCACGACGGAUCGCCAGUCGGGGAGUGGGUCGCAGUUUUUGUAUCGGUGGCCUCCUCGCAACCCACACAUUUGAUUGUGCCGCGACGUGACUGAAAUAAACCUGCUGGACUACCGUUUCGUGUCUUGAGAAUCGCCACUGUACUCGGUGAACAAUAUUUACAGAAGAAUACUAAUUUUG